ACGUUUUCUUUUUUACUUCCUCUCUCGAACGUCUUCAAUUUCCUGGACUCUCUCGCUGUUUAGCCACUACAAUCUUCGAAUUCUGAAGCAUUCUAACAUUCCAAAUUAUGGGUUUGGCCUCCGCUAACACUUCCAGUGAAGGCAUGCAACUUUGUGUAUUUGAUUUGAGAAGAGGGCAACUUGAAGGGCAAGAGCUGGAUAAGAUCCUUUUCUUUUUCCCUGCUGAUUUGCCCUUCUCUACCCAACUUUCCGUCAUAGGACUCAGUGAAGGACUCAUCACCUUUACAAGAAUUUUCUCUCCAGAAGCAGCUUGCGAGGUCAUAGAAGCAGAGAGGCAUUCUCAUGUAUUUUACGAGGCAGAGCCGGACAUCUGGAUGGUGAUGGUAGUGGAGAAAAGUAAGGGGCUGGAAGUCAUAUGGCGGAUAGAUGCAUUACGAGAGGUUCUCAAGGAAGUUCACUCUCUUUUCAUGAUGUUUAAUGGGUCUAUAAGAGCAAUGCUUGAGAGAGAACCUAGUGGAGGAGUAAUUCGAUCUCAUCUAUACCCUUUCAUAAUGGAUUAUAUGAGUGCAUGUCAAAUGUGGUCUCCAUUGGAAAACUACUGCUGCUGGGAUUUUCUUGUUGGGAAGAAACUCCAAUUACCAUCAUUUCGUGACUGUUUAACGGAGCGUGGAACUGUUCAGAUGUUGACUGUUGGGAGAGAAGCUGCAAUUGAAGUUCAGUCACUUGUCAGGGUACUAGAGUCUUGUGCUGGGACCACACCUUGCCAUUCACUGAUUUUCUUUCAGGACCUGCUUGUCUCCACAACAGUUUCUCCUGAUGACACCAUAAAUUUAUUUACAUAUGCGGUUCUGAGGUUGACUCCUCGUGCUUUAUCCUCUGGGGCAAGUUCAUGGUCAUACUUACGCAAAGGAAGCACUGCAUCUCAUGUUGCUGCAGGGUCUACACUGGCCCAAUCUGCUUCUGUUUCAGAACAUUUAUAUCGCUCACAUGAUAACUCUCCUGGUCGAGAUGACAGUUACCAUGUUAAGAGACCCUUACAGCAUGACAAGUGGGCUAAAGGGAAGGAUGGUUUUCUUGUCACUGAUAUUUGGGGUGCAGAGAUUGGUAGCUCUGUUACAGUUAGCCCAACAAUUUGGCUUCGUCAGACUGAGGAAAGAGUGUAUCUCUGUGCUUAUCAGUAUAAAGGUCUGACCUUAAUCCUUCUGAUUCCUGUUUCCUCCAUUCUUAAUGGGGAGCAAGGUGUUUCCCUGGUGAAGCAGCAAGUUCUUGAAAAUGCAUCCCUUAAGAUGUUGAAAGUUGAAGAGAAACUAUCAAAAGGAUGGGGUGGUGAGAAUGCUUAUCACGUUAGUGGGUAUCGUUACUUGCUAGUCGAUGAUGAUCGAAAUAUAUCUAGGGCUUCUCCGCCAGUAAAGGUUACAACCCUUACAAAGGAAUCUUUACUUGCCAUGAAUAAGCUUAGAGAAGAGGUAGAUUUGGAAAAGAGUAGAGCAAAAAGGAAUGGUGUAGAUCAAGAGAAAGAUUUGGAAAUAUGCAUUAGAGCAAAAAACAAUGCUUGGGUUAUUGCUCAUACUACCAGAGGGAAGGAGCUUUAUAUGGUUCUAGAAAAGGCCAACGAAACUCUCCUUUAUGCCUCUGAUGCUGUUGAGAAGUUCAGCAACAGGUAUUGUGGUGGCACUUUCUCAUUGGAUUAGGGGAAGUGUAGUGUUCCUAUAUAAUUAGGAUUAGAGAAACUGCAUGUGCAGCAAAUAAUGAGGAUUAGACGUUAGAGGAACUGCUUUGGACUAGCAUAUUUGGAUUAGGUACUUGUAUUUUUAUCAAUGAUGUUCUGUUUCUUCUUUCAUUGCUUUACACGUGUAGAGGCAUGGUAUAGAUUUUUGUAAUACUGAGGUCCAAAACUAAAUAUUCGUUUCUGUUGUGUGCGUGUGUAUGUAUAUACAUGUAUAUUUUUUAAUGAUGAUUCCAGGCAUGUUAACAUGCUGUUUUCGUUGUUA
Messenger RNA from Hevea brasiliensis (rubber tree), 1991 nucleotides. RefSeq names its product vacuolar fusion protein CCZ1 homolog B. NCBI's taxonomy places the organism in Eukaryota, Viridiplantae, Streptophyta, Magnoliopsida, Malpighiales, Euphorbiaceae. Gene Ontology annotation, biological process: vesicle-mediated transport. The record is from RefSeq and is a predicted model, not a curated record. The transcript has 10 exons. Gene Ontology annotation, cellular component: intracellular membrane-bounded organelle; Mon1-Ccz1 complex. Bases 108 to 1691 code for a protein of 527 amino acids.